AUGUCUGAAUCAGAACUUAAAAAUGAGAGUACUCAAAAAAUGUCUCCAGCUUUUAUUAAACUUAGUAAAUUACCACCAAAAAGUAAAAAUGAUUUAAAAAAAUGGCUCUCUGAUAUGAUGAAUCGUCUUGUUCAUGAAUGGAGACCUUCACUUUCAACUGUUUUAUUUACUGAAGAAGAACUUAUGGAAUUAUGUUAUAGAGCAAGAGAAACAUUCUGGAUGUCUAAGACAUAUAUUGAUGUCAAUCCACCAGUUAUAAUUGUUGGAGAUAUUCAUGGUCAAUAUGAAGAUUUGUUAGCAAUUAUGAAUUUUAAUGGUUUUCCACCAUUUAAGAGUUAUGUUUUUUUGGGUGAUUAUGUAGAUAGAGGUUCAUUUAGUAUUGAAUGCAUUACAUUAUUAUUUGUUCUUAAAGUUCUUUAUCCAACAGAGACAACACUUCUUAGAGGCAACCAUGAAUCUAGACCUGUUAAUAUGCACUAUGGUUUUUAUUCAGAAUGUAAGAAAAGAUAUUCAUCCGAUUUAUAUGAUGCUUUUCAAUGGGCUUUUAAUUGUAUGCCAUUUUGUGCAAGAGUAGGAAAAAAAAUUUUGUGUAUGCAUGGUGGAAUUUCAGAGGAUCUUGUUGAUCUUAGGCAAUUAGAUCGUGUUGAAAGACCAUGUGAAAUUCCUGAUUUGGGUGUUCUUGCUGAUUUAACUUGGGCAGAUCCUGAUUGUGCUAUAUCUGGAUAUGAAGAAUCACCACGUGGUGCAGCUCGUGUAUUUGGAAAAGAAGCUUUGGAAGCUUUUUUAGCAAGGCAUAAUUUGGAAUUAAUUGUUAGGGGUCACCAAGUUGUACAAGAUGGAUUUGAAUUUUUUGCUGAUCGUAAACUUGUAACAGUAUUUAGUGCACCAAGUUACACAGGAACUCAUGAUAAUGUUGCUGCUGUAAUGAAUGUAGAUAGGCAACUUGUUGUAUCAUUUACACUUUUUAAGAAUGAUACAGAAGAAAGAAAAAUAAAAGAUAAAGGAAAUAAAUAA
Molecule: messenger RNA, 1014 nt
Organism: Strongyloides ratti
Lineage: Eukaryota; Metazoa; Nematoda; Chromadorea; Rhabditida; Strongyloididae
Product: Calcineurin-like phosphoesterase domain, apaH type and Serine/threonine-specific protein phosphatase/bis(5-nucleosyl)-tetraphosphatase domain-containing protein
Exons: 2
Coding region: 1-1014 (337 amino acids)
Cellular component (GO): cytoplasm; nucleus
Molecular function (GO): protein serine/threonine phosphatase activity
Source: RefSeq, a predicted model, not a curated record